This is a messenger RNA of Populus nigra (black poplar), 2632 nucleotides long. Its product is annotated as protein CHROMATIN REMODELING 19. The record is from RefSeq and is a predicted model, not a curated record. The transcript has 12 exons. Gene Ontology annotation, cellular component: nucleus. The coding region runs from base 133 to 2391 and encodes 752 amino acids. NCBI's taxonomy places the organism in Eukaryota, Viridiplantae, Streptophyta, Magnoliopsida, Malpighiales, Salicaceae. Gene Ontology annotation, molecular function: DNA binding; ATP-dependent chromatin remodeler activity; ATP binding.
UUCCUUUUAUUUUUAUUCGCUCGGACUUGCCUACCUACAAAUGGCGCUUCUUCUCUACUCCCAACAAAGUUGAAGCACCCAAAUUAAUAAUAAUAAGAAUAAUCUAGGGUUUGUUAUCCUCCUCUCUCCGCAAUGAAGCGCGAUUUCGACGAAAUUUCAGACGACGAGUGGGCUAACCACUCCUUCAAGCCCUCUCGCAUUCUCACAACCACACAAAACGGCAAACACAAAUCCAAUUCGUCUUCUUCCGCUUCUUUUCGUCCUCCUUUAGAAUCCUUCGCUUUCAAAAAACCACAACAAAAUUCAUUUAGCAGCGUUGUCGACGAUUGUGUCCAAGUCACCGAGCAUUUCAAUUUGGAGGACGAUGACGUGGAGGAGGAGGAGGAGACUACAAGGCCAUCAGCGGUGAAUCGUGGUCGUCGAUUCGUGGUCGAUGAUGAUGACGAGGAUGAAGAGGUGGAAGAGCGAGAGCGCGGCGGGGAUUUGGCGGAGGUUUAUGAUAUAAAAUCGAGCGACGAGGAGUGGGAGGAGGAGGAAUUGGCGGUUGAAGAUGAUGAUUUGGUGGGCAAAGCAUUGCAGAAAUGCUCUAAAAUAUCGGUGGAGUUGAAGAGGGAGCUGUACGGCUCUGGAGUGACCUCGUGCGACCGGUACGCCGAGGUGGAGGCUUCUUCAGUCAAGAUUGUUACUCAGGAUGAUAUCGAUGCAGCGUGUGCAGUGGCAGAUUCAGAUUUCCAGCCUGUCCUCAAGCCAUACCAGCUGGUUGGUGUCAAUUUUCUUCUUCUGCUGCACCGAAAGGGCAUUGGAGGAGCCAUAUUGGCAGAUGAGAUGGGUCUUGGGAAGACCAUUCAGGCAAUUACAUACUUGACGUUGUUGAAAUACUUACACAAUGACCCUGGUCCACAUUUAAUUGUGUGUCCUGCCUCCCUGUUGGAAAACUGGGAAAGAGAACUGAAAAAGUGGUGUCCAUCAUUUUCUGUACUCCAGUAUCAUGGGGCUACCAGAUCUGCCUAUUCAAAAGAGUUGGGUUCAUUGGCCAAAGCUGGGUUGCCACCUCCUUUUAAUGUGCUCCUUGUCUGUUACUCACUUUUUGAGCGGCAUAGUGCUCAGCAGAAAGAUGAUCGUAAAAUUCUGAAACAUUGGCAAUGGAGCUGUGUUAUAAUGGAUGAGGCUCAUGCUUUGAAGGAUAAGAACAGCUAUAGGUGGAAAAACCUGAUGUCAGUUGCAAGGAAUGCAAACCAGCGUUUGAUGCUCACUGGGACGCCUCUGCAGAAUGAUUUACAUGAGCUAUGGUCAUUAUUGGAGUUUAUGAUGCCUGAUCUUUUUGCUACUGAGGACGAGGACUUGAAAAAGCUACUGAAUGCAGAAGAUGGAGAUUUAAUUGGUCGUAUGAAGUCUAUUUUGGGACCAUUCAUCUUGAGGCGUUUAAAAUCUGAUGUCAUGCAACAACUAGUUCCAAAGAUACAGCGGGUUGAGUAUGUUUCAAUGGAAAAGCAUCAGGAGUAUGCUUACAAAGAAGCAAUAGAGGAAUAUCGUGCAGUUUCGCAUGCUCGUAUUGCAAAGGUUUCAGAUUGUGACCCAAAUACUAUCGCUGGAGUUCUUCCUCGGCGGCAGAUCUCAAAUUAUUUUGUUCAGUUCCGCAAGAUUGCCAAUCAUCCAUUAUUGGUGAGGCGAAUUUACAGUGAUGAGGAUGUCAUUCGUUUUGCCAAAAAGUUACAUCCAAUGGGUGCAUUUGGCUUUGAAUGUACCCUGGAAAGGGUAAUAGAGGAACUAAAAAGCUACAACGAUUUUUCUAUUCACCGGCUUUUACUCUAUCAUGAUAUAAAUGAGAAAAAAGGAAUCCUUUCAGACAAGUAUGUUAUGCUUUCAGCUAAAUGUCGGGCAUUAGCUGAACUUCUUCCUGACCUGAAGAAGUGUGGGCAUCGGGUUCUGAUUUUUAGCCAGUGGACUUCGAUGCUAGACAUCCUAGAGUGGACUUUGGAUGUACUUGGGGUUACAUAUAGAAGACUUGAUGGAAGUACUCAGGUGACAGAGAGACAGGCCAUAGUGGAUGCUUUCAAUAAUGACACCUCCAUAUCUGCAUGUUUGCUGUCCACUAGAGCUGGAGGUCAGGGUUUGAACUUGACAGGAGCUGAUACUGUAAUUAUCCACGAUUUGGAUUUCAACCCACAAAUUGAUAGGCAGGCAGAAGAUCGUUGUCAUCGCAUUGGCCAAACAAAGCCUGUCACCAUAUACAGGCUGGUGACCAAGGGCACGGUUGAUGAGAAUGUUUAUGAGAUAGCAAAACGGAAGCUAGUGUUGGAUGCUGCAGUGCUCGAGUCUGGCAUGGAGGUAAAUAAUGAGGGAGACACAUUAACUAUGGGGGAGAUAUUAUCAUCACUUUUGAUGGUAUAGAAAGUCUAAGCAAUCACAGAGACUUGCUUCAGAACAUUUCCGAGCGUGCUCCCUGUUUUGGGGAUGUGUGCAAUGCAGUGAUGAACAGCCCGUCAGUCUUCUGUGAUCUGGGGAUUUUCACUCUUAUUUUUGCCCGUUAUUUCUAUGAUAUCCGCUAUAUUAGUUAGGCUCGACCUGAGGUGGGGAUUCAUUUAUAUAAUUUAUAUUUUUAAUGGGUGUAAAUAGCCCUUCAAUUCUUACA